Messenger RNA from Moesziomyces antarcticus, 393 nucleotides. RefSeq lists its product as uncharacterized. The transcript is spliced from 3 exons. Lineage: Eukaryota; Fungi; Basidiomycota; Ustilaginomycetes; Ustilaginales; Ustilaginaceae. The record is from RefSeq and is a predicted model, not a curated record. The coding region runs from base 1 to 393 and encodes 130 amino acids.
AUGUGGAACAAAACCAUCCUCAUCGCAGCGCUUACUCUGGUUACUCUUCCGCUUCCCGGGGUCUGGGCUUACCGCGUCCCUGACAACAGCGUCCUGUGGAGUCAAGGUUCUACGCUCGAGUCAGCUGUCACUAACCUCAAGGGCCUGAUCAUGGACGGCAUUCAGCGAAGCCAGUAUGAAUACCCGGUACCAGACAAAGAUGCCGUCGAGCUUUUCUUCCACGACGUCUUUCGCCAGCGUCAGAGAGCUGGUACCAAUCCCCAAUUCGACAUCACCGGAUUGCAGUGGAACAUGUGGUACAACCGGCGAGCUCGAGCCUUGCACCAAAAGUGGACGUCGGAGCUUCGGGCCGCAAGAACUACAGGAGGCCUGGGCGGCGCGCUCGCCACCUAG